Molecule: messenger RNA, 1314 nt
Organism: Dentiscutata erythropus
Lineage: Eukaryota; Fungi; Glomeromycota; Glomeromycetes; Diversisporales; Gigasporaceae
Source: the annotation of a GenBank genome assembly
AUGUUAAAAACCUUUUACGUAAUUUCACUAGUUAUUGCAUUAAGCCUGUUCUUAGGACUAUUCUUUGGUUUAGGAUAUCCAGAAAUCAAAAGGGCAGAAUAUAUCUCUACAACAUGUACAAUCACCAACGAGACCAUUACAUCCAGAUACUGCUGCUAUAGAGAUUGCGAUUUUACUUGCCAAAAUGCACCCUCUUCAUCACCUAGUUGCUCAUCACUUGAAUCUCGUUGGAAUGCAUUUUCACCUACUAAAUGUGCUACUGCUUUGAAGGCAAAUAAUUCUCAAAAUAUAGAUGAUUAUUGUCCUAUUGAUGGACCUCAAGCAACUUGUGAUAAUGGAUAUUAUUGUUGUGAUGAAUGUUGUCAAAAAUGUACAAGUUGUAGUAAUAACAAUACUUGUACUACAUAUAGUUGCAACUGCUCGUGUUGUAACUAUACAAAUCAUCAAUCCUGUCAGAUUAAAUGCCCCGAAUGUUAUACCUUGAAGUUAAUGGUGCAGUAUCCUAUUUGGGGAGGUAAAACUAUAACUUCUAAUAUUUCUGUCGAUUAUGAUCAGUCCAUAACGGAUGCACAAAAUUAUAUUACAACACAUCCUGUAGAAUCCAAUGUGCGAUGUUAUUACAAUCCUGAAAAUCCUUUGCAAGUUUUAUUAUCUAUAGAUUACUCAGUUCGAACUUGGGUUUUAGUUGGAAUAAGUGCAUUCAUUCUUUUUGUAAUGCUUGCAAUUGGGACCUAUUACAUCUUCUACAAAGUUCCAUUUUUGCAAGAUAUUAGUUACAGAAUUUUCUCUCUUCAAAGUGGAAUAUGGAUCGGAACAAUUGUUCCAUUACUGUUCUUCUUUUUACUUUUGGUCCCCAUCACAAACAAAUAUGUUCUUUUGAUGCUCUCAUUAUGCUUUAUCAGCAUAGGGUGGACGCCUUUAUUAAUCAGCAGUAUUAUUAAAUUUAAAAGAAAAAGUUUUUCAAUGGCGUGUUUUAUUACGUUUCUAUUUUUCAUAUUACCUAUCACUAUUUUUGGUUCAACUGCAAUGAAUAUUUCAUUCGAAAUAAUGAAAAUUUUGUUGAUAGUGUUGGCAAUUAUAACCCCUAUAGGCUACAUUUUUUGGAUUACUGAAAUAUGGAACAAAUUAUACAUACUUUUCAUUUUUUGGAUUACUGAAAUAUGGAACAAAUUAUACAUACUUUUAACAAGAUUAUUUCAUAAUACUUUCAACGAAGAAAAAAAUUCACCCAUCAACAUAGCAAAUCGUAAUGAAAAUCCUAUCAUUGAUGAUAGUGCACCUCCAACUUAUGAAGAAGCAAUCGCGAUACCAUAA